UUGACCCGCUGGAUCUUCCACCCAUGUAAGUGCAGCACCGCCACAGGUGCUAUCAGCCACACAGAGCGCCACUUUUGUCCCGCGAGCUAUCGAACGAUUGAGGGACGAUUUGUCGAAGAUUUGGAGCUCCAAGUCAUACUUUGACAAAGGGGUUGUGCUUAGCUCUUCGAAUCUAGGGGAUCAAUUGAUAUCAAAUACCAAUGCUGGCUCGAAAAUCUGUGCUGGGAAAGCCCGGCUUCGUCUGCCGGAGCUGUGUACGACAAUAUCAGUAUCAGCUGCGCCGGGCUUCCACUUCGACACAGGACAAUAUCUAUGAUGUUGUAUGUGUUGGUGGUGGGCCAGCAGGUCUGAGCUUACUGACAGCUCUUCGGGCUAAUCCUCUAACCGCUGGUCUCCGAGUCGCCCUCAUCGAAGCCCAGGACCUUUCCAAAACCAAGUCGUUCUCACUCCCCUUGACCCAAUUCUCCAACCGAUGCAGUUCUCUUACCCCUGCGUCGGCUCAAUACCUCGACAAAAUCGGCGCAUGGCGACAUCUACAGCGUGAACGUGUGCAGGACUACCAGGAGAUGCAGGUUUGGGAUGGAGUGACAGGUGCCCGCAUAGAGUUCGACUGGCCACCCAGUACGACUGGAGACAAGACAAUUGCCUACAUGGCUGAAAAUCUGAACUUGACAUCCGGCCUGCUCAAGAGAUUACAAGAACUCGGCGGAGUGGACGUCUUUGACAAUACGAAAGUGGAGAGUAUUGACCUGGGCAAGGAGACCGAAGAAUUGGAUCUGAGCGAAUGGCCAGUCGUGCAGCUCUCGAGUGGCCAGUCACUGGCAGCACGACUUCUUGUUGGCGCGGAUGGGGCAAACAGUCCAGUACGCACAUUCGCCGGUAUCAACAGCCGCGGAUGGGACUAUGGUAGACAUGGCGUUGUCGCAACGCUCGAGCUUGAAGGUGAGGGCUGGGGCGGCCAGUUCAACAAGAUUGCGUACCAGCGAUUCUUGCCUACGGGUCCAGUUGCAAUGCUCCCUAUGCCUGGCAAAUACGCUACGUUGGUCUGGUCUACUACACCUGAGAAGGCCGCCUUGCUCAAGAGUCUGAGCCCCAAGGACUUCAUCGCUAUGGUCAACGCCGCCUUCCGUUUGAGCCCCGUCGACAUUGGUUUCAUGCACACGCAGGACAAUAACCAGGCAGAGGAGCUAUCAUGGCGCUUACAGCACACACACGUUGAUGCGGACUCGCUUCCACAGACUGUUGUUGGAGUUCAGGAGGGGAGCAUCGCAUCUUUCCCUCUGAAGUUGCGCCAUGCCGAUACAUACACUGGCGAACGUGUCGCACUUGUCGGCGAUGCGGCGCACACUAUUCACCCCUUGGCUGGUCAAGGCUUGAAUCAGGGUCAGGGAGAUGCCCAGAGCCUAGCCAAAACCAUUGAGUAUGCUGUCUCUCAUGGCCAGGACCUUGGCACUCAGCUGUCUCUCGAGCCUUACAACAGCGAGCGCUAUGCCGCCAAUCACGUUAUUCUUAACGUUUGCGAUAAGCUUCAUAAACUCUACUCUGUCGAGAGUGGCCCUCUUGUGCCGCUUCGUUCAGUUGGUCUUCGGGCUGUCAAUGCUCUCGGCCCCCUGAAGAAUUUCUUUAUGGAGCAGGCUUCUGGCACUGGUACUAAGCUAUUGUAGACUUCUGGCCAGACAAACCCUCAAACUCUCAAAGCAUGUACUUUUGUCUGUAACAUUAGAACUGUACAUAAUCACACCCAAGAAUAAUGGAAAUAAGAUGAUUCAUUGCUAUUUCAGAACACGCAUCACCUCUACAUAGCUUCUCGCUCGAGCACACGACGUUUGUGGGAGUAUUUACCGUGGUCUCCCUAUCAGCUAUGAUUACAAACAAAAGAAACCCAUUCUAACCUUCUUUCUUUUCGAAAAUGCUUUACCUAUCGACCUCACCUACGAUUGUAUUAGCAUAAUUUCUCAGUAAACGAAAGGGAGCAAACUUACCGAACACCAGA
Molecule: messenger RNA, 1993 nt
Organism: Fusarium odoratissimum NRRL 54006
Lineage: Eukaryota; Fungi; Ascomycota; Sordariomycetes; Hypocreales; Nectriaceae
Product: ubiquinone biosynthesis monooxygenase Coq6
Exons: 2
Coding region: 201-1664 (487 amino acids)
Biological process (GO): ubiquinone biosynthetic process
Cellular component (GO): mitochondrion
Molecular function (GO): oxidoreductase activity, acting on paired donors, with incorporation or reduction of molecular oxygen, NAD(P)H as one donor, and incorporation of one atom of oxygen; 2-octaprenyl-6-methoxyphenol hydroxylase activity; FAD binding
Source: RefSeq, a predicted model, not a curated record